GUGUGCAAAUGUGUUUCAAUAGAUCGAGCGCAUCCAGAACAUGAAUCUUCGGCGGUUAUAUGAGGGACGUAAAAAAGAGCUGGAGAACAGAAACAGUGGCAGUGUGGGAGCAGGAGAGAAGACCCUUUAUCACGGCACAUCAGAGGAGUCCUGCUCAUCCAUCAUGAAUUCAAACUUUAAUCGCAGUUUUGCUGGGCAAAACGCCACCGUCUACGGUAAUGGGACGUACUUUGCUGUGGACGCCAGCUAUUCUGCCCAUCCUACCUUCGCGGUUCCUGCAGCAGACGGGACUCAGCUCAUGUUCGUGGCUCGUGUGCUUACGGGUCAUUACGCUCAGGGUCAGACGGGCAUGAAGACGCCCCCUGUUCGCCUCGCACCUGACCACAAUUAUGACAGUGUGGUGGAUAACAUCCAAAAUCCUGCCAUGUUUGUGGUUUUUCACGACUGCCAGGCUUAUCCAGAAUACCUCAUCACAUUUAAAUGAACUUCAGCCAAAACCAACCUUGGUUUGUUUCCUGUAAAGUCAACUGGAUGAGCUCUGAAUGAUCUAUAAACCAUUGCUGUUU
Messenger RNA from Rhinichthys klamathensis goyatoka, 566 nucleotides. Its product is annotated as protein mono-ADP-ribosyltransferase PARP15. The record is from RefSeq and is a predicted model, not a curated record. Lineage: Eukaryota; Metazoa; Chordata; Actinopteri; Cypriniformes; Leuciscidae. Gene Ontology annotation, molecular function: transcription corepressor activity; NAD+ poly-ADP-ribosyltransferase activity. The coding region runs from base 41 to 484 and encodes 147 amino acids. The transcript has 2 exons. Gene Ontology annotation, cellular component: nucleus; cytoplasm. Gene Ontology annotation, biological process: negative regulation of gene expression.